Messenger RNA from Lathyrus sativus (Indian pea), 1773 nucleotides. Lineage: Eukaryota; Viridiplantae; Streptophyta; Magnoliopsida; Fabales; Fabaceae. The record is from the annotation of a GenBank genome assembly.
AUGGACAUUCUUUCUUUCAUGACUAUCAUGAUUGCAUACAUGAUUGUACCCAUUAUAGCAACUAGUUCCAUCAGUGUGUCUGAGUCUUUAAGUGACGGGGAAACUUUAGUUUCAAAAGGUGGACAAUUUGAACUGGGCUUUUUUAGGCCGGGCAAUUCUACAAGACGUUAUCUUGGGAUUUGGUACAAGCAGUUGCCUAUACAAAAAGUUGUUUGGGUUGCAAACAGGGCAACCGCUGUCAACAAUACUUUUGGCAUCUUAACACUGAGUACCACAGGUAAUCUCAUACUCCGCCAAAACGAAACUUUUGUUUGGAGUACAACAUCAGAUAAACAAGCACAGAAACCAAUAGCAGAGCUCUUGGACAGUGGUAAUCUUGUGAUAAGAAACCAAGUAGAAACAUAUCCAGAAGGAGGAACCUACUUGUGGCAAAGCUUUGACUAUCCGUGUGAUACAAUUUUGCCAGGGAUGAAGUUGGGAUGGGAUCUCAGAAAUGAUUUUGAAAGGAGAAUAACUUCUUGGAAGAGUCCUGAUGAUCCAUCUCCAGGAGAUCUUUCUUGGGGUCUUGUGCUUCAUAAUUAUCCAGAGUUUUAUCUGAUGAACGGAAAAGAGAAAUACUGUCGGAUUGGACCAUGGAAUGGACUUCAAUUUAGUGGCUUUUCGAAUAGAAAACAAAAUUCUGUAUAUGGUUUUAAGUAUGUUGCUAAUAAUGAUUUGAAUUAUGUGUCUAAUAAGGAUGAGAUGUUUUACUCCUUUACCCUCAAGAAUUCUUCUGCCUACGUCAGUGCUACGAUAUACCAAACCUUGUUUACUAUCUCUGUGUGGGAGAAGAAUUAUACGAAUUGGUUGAUCAUUGAGUAUACUCCGAUGGACCAGUGUGAAAUGUAUGCGACUUGCGGACCCUAUGCAAGUUGCUCGAUUACAUAUGCACCACCUUGCAAAUGUUUAAAUGGGUUCAUUCCAAAGUCGCCGCAACAAUGGGCCAUAAACAACUGGACUCAAGGGUGUGUCCGUAAUAUAUCAUUAAGCUGCAACAACCCACAAGUGGAAGUAGAUGAUAUGUUGGUAAAAUAUAUGGGUGUCAAAGUACCAGAUACUACACAUACUUUAUUGUAUGAGAAUAUUGAUUUAGAACUAUGCAGAACCAUGUGCUUGAAUAAUUGCACUUGUACAGCUUACACUAAUUCAGACAUAAGUGGAAAUGGAAGUGGCUGUGUUAUAUGGUUUGGUGAUCUAAUCGAUAUAAGACAGUUUGACACUGGUGGCCAAGAUCUCUAUAUUCGUAUAGCUCAGGAAGUAAUAAAGGCUUCAAACAGGCGCAACAAAAGCAUGAUAACCAUAGCUACUACCACUGCUGCUGCAAUUUCUGGGAUGCUUUUAUUUUGCGUAUAUGUCAUAUAUAAAGUCCGAAGGAGAAUUGCUGAUAAGUCAAGGACAAAAGAUAACAUUGAAAAGCAUCUAGAGGAUAUAGAUUUACCGUUAUUUAAUCUGCAAACAAUUGUUAUCGCCACUAGCAACUUCUCCUUGAAUAAUAAGAUUGGACAAGGUGGUUUUGGAUCUGUAUACAAGGGAAAAUUAGAAGAUGGACAAGAAAUUGCAGUUAAGAGACUUUCAACAAACUCUGGACAAGGAAUUACCGAGUUUCUAACAGAAGUUAAACUGAUUGCAAAACUUCAACACCGAAAUCUGGUCAAGCUUCUUGGCUGUUGUGUUGGAGGACAAGAAAAACUACUAGUAUAUGAAUACAUGGCUAAUGGUAGCCUUUGUGAAUAA